AUGACUCCUGUGAAAAUAAACAGAGGACGAGACCUAGAAAAAGCUGCCAAUUACUUAAAGAACAUCAACACGGCAACCUCCACAGACGAUGUCUCCCCAUAUUUUAAGACGGAGCCGGUGCGGAGCCAGGUCCACCUGGAGGGGAACCGCCUGGUGCUGACGUGCAUGGCAGAGGGCAGCUGGCCCCUGGAGUUCAAGUGGCUCCACAACAGCCGGGAGCUGACCAAGUUCUCCCUGGAAUACCGGUACAUGAUCACGUCGCUGGACCGCACACACGCCGGCUUCUACCGCUGCAUCGUCCGCAACAGGAUGGGAGCCCUGCUGCAGCGCCAGACAGAGGUGCAGGUGGCCUACAUGGGGAGCUUCGAGGACAGCGAGACGCAGCAGAGCGUGUCCCACGGGGAGGCGGCCGUCAUCCGCGCGCCCCGCAUCGCCAGCUUCCCCCAGCCACAGGUCACCUGGUUUCGCGACGGACGGAAGAUCUCCCCCAGCAGCCGCAUAGCCAUCACGCUGGAGAACACCCUCGUCAUCCUCUCCACGGUGGCCCCGGACGCGGGACGUUACUACGUGCAGGCGGUGAAUGACAAGAACGGGGACAACAAGACGAGCCAGCCCAUCACCCUGACCGUGGCCAAUGUGGGUGGCCCAGCUGAUCCCAUUGCACCCACCAUCAUUGUCCCACCCAGGAACACCAGCGUGGUGGCUGGGACCUCGGAGGUGACCAUGGAGUGUGUGGCCAAUGCCAGGCCGCUGAUCAAGCUGCACAUCAUCUGGAAGAAGGACGGGGUGCCCCUUUCUAGUGGCAUCAGCGACUACAGCCGCCGGCUCACCAUCCUCAACCCCGCGCUGAGUGACAGCGGCUACUACGAGUGCGAGGCCGUGCUGCGCAGCAGCAGCGUGCCCGCCGUGGCCGAGGGCGCCUACCUCUCCGUCCUGGAGCCACCACAGUUUGUCAAGGAGCCGGAGAGACACAUCACGGCCGAGAUGGAGAAGGUGGUGGCCAUCCCCUGCCAAGCCAAAGGCGUUCCCCCUCCCGAGAUGGCCUGGUACAAGGACGCUGCCCUCAUCCACCUGGAGAAGCUCUCCCGUUUCCAGCUCCUGGCAGACGGCAGCCUGCAGAUCAGCGGGCUGCUCCCCGACGACACCGGCAUGUUCCAGUGCUUCGCCCGCAACGCAGCCGGCGAGGUGCAGACCACCACGUACCUGGCUGUGACCAGCAUCGCCCCCAACAUCACCAGGGGUCCCCAGGACAGCACGGUGAUCGAUGGCAUGUCCGUCAUCCUCAACUGUGAGACCUCAGGGGCUCCGCGCCCGGCCAUCACCUGGCAGAAAGGGGAGCGGGUCCUGGCCAGUGGCUCGGUGCAGCUCCCCCGUUUCACCCUGCUGGAGUCGGGGAGCCUCCUCCUCAGCCCCGCACACCUCGCCGACGCCGGCACCUACACCUGCCUGGCCACCAACUCCCGUGGCGUGGAUGAGGCGUCUGCCGACCUGGUGGUCUGGGCAAGGACACGCAUCACCGACCCACCACAGGACCAGAGCGUCAUCAAGGGGACCAAGGCCGUCAUGAGCUGCGGGGUCACCCACGACCCCAGUGUGGACGUCAGGUACGUCUGGGAGAAGGAUGGGGCACCGCUGAGCCCCGAGAGCGGCCCCCGGGUGCGCCUGGACGAGAUGGGGACCCUCCACAUCUCCCAGACCUGGUCGGGUGACAUCGGCACCUACACCUGCAAGGUGGUCUCGGCCGGGGGCAACGACUCGCGCAGCGCCCACCUCCGCGUCCGGCAGCUCCCCCACGCCCCCGAGAGCCCCGUGGCUUCCCUCAGCCCCCUGGAGAAACGGGCCAUCAACCUCACCUGGGCCAAGCCCUUCGAUGGCAACAGCCCCCUGCUCCGCUACGUCGUGGAGGUCUCCGAGAACAAUGCGCCCUGGACCGUGCUGCUGGCCAGCGUGGACCCCGAGUUGACGUCUGUGGUGGUGCGGGGCUUGGUCCCCGCUCGCUCCUACCAGUUCCGCCUCUGCGCCGUGAACGACGUGGGCAGGGGACAGUUCAGCAAGGACACGGAGAGGGUGUCCCUGCCCGAGGAGCCCCCCUCCGCUCCCCCCCAGAAUGUCAUCGCCAGCGGCCGCACCAACCAGUCCAUCAUGAUCCAGUGGCAGCCACCCCCCGAGAGCCACCAGAAUGGUGUCCUCAAGGGCUACAUCAUCCGGUACUGCCUGGCUGGGCUACCCGUGGGCUACCAGUUCAAGAACAUCACCAACGCCGACGUCAACAACCUGCUCCUGGAGGACCUCAUCAUCUGGACCAACUACGAGAUUGAGGUGGCGGCGUACAACAGUGCCGGCCUGGGGGUGUACAGCAUGAAGGUGACCGAGUGGACGCUGCAGGGAGUCCCCACGGUGCCCCCGGGGAACGUGCAGACUGAGGCCACCAACUCCACCACCAUCCGCUUCACUUGGAACCCCCCCAGCCCCCAGUUCAUCAACGGCAUCAACCAGGGCUACAAGCUCAUCGCCUGGGAGCCGGAGCACGAGGAGGAGGCCACGGUGGUGACGGUGCGGCCCAACUUCCAGGACAGCGUCCACGUGGGCUACGUGGCGGGGCUGCGGAAAUUCGCCGAGUACUUCACCUCGGUGCUGUGCUUCACCACCCCGGGGGACGGCCCGCGCAGCCCCCCCCAGCUGGUGCGCACCCACGAGGACGUGCCUGGCCCCGUGGGACAUCUCAGCUUCAGUGACAUCCUGGACACGUCCCUGAAGGUCAGCUGGCAGGAGCCGCUGGAGAAGAAUGGCAUCCUGACGGGCUACCGCAUCUCCUGGGAGGAGUACAACCGCACCAACACACGGGUCACCCACUACCUGCCCAACGUCACCCUGGAGUACCGCGUCACCGGCCUCACCGCCCUCACCACCUACACCAUCGAGGUGGCCGCCAUGACCUCCAAGGGCCAGGGCCAGCUCUCCUCCUCCACCAUCUCCUCGGGGGUGCCACCAGAGCUUCCUGGUGCCCCCACCAACCUGGGCAUCUCCAACAUCGGACCCCGCUCCGUCACCCUCCAGUUUCGCCCGGGCUACGAUGGCAAAACCUCCAUCUCCCGCUGGCAGGUGGAGGCACAGGUGGGCCAGAAUGGUGAGUCCGAAGAGUGGGGGCUCGUCCACCAGCUGGCUAACGAGCCCGACGCCCGCUCCAUGGAGGUGCCCAACCUGAAGCCCUACACCUACUACAGGCGAGUGGCCGGGACCACGCCACGGUGUCCUCCUCCCGGGGGGACCGGAGCCCUCUCGCCCCCCGCCCUCCUUGGGGGGUGGCCCAUGAGGGGGGCUGAUGGCACGGGGUGUGUUUCAGGCUACCGCAUCUCCUGGGAGGAGUACAACCGCACCAACACACGGGUCACCCACUACCUGCCCAACGUCACCCUGGAGUACCGCGUCACCGGCCUCACCGCCCUCACCACCUACACCAUCGAGGUGGCCGCCAUGACCUCCAAGGGCCAGGGCCAGCUCUCCUCCUCCACCAUCUCCUCGGGGGUGCCACCAGAGCUUCCUGGUGCCCCCACCAACCUGGGCAUCUCCAACAUCGGACCCCGCUCCGUCACCCUCCAGUUUCGCCCGGGCUACGAUGGCAAAACCUCCAUCUCCCGCUGGCAGGUGGAGGCACAGGUGGGCCAGAAUGGUGAGUCCGAAGAGUGGGGGCUCGUCCACCAGCUGGCUAACGAGCCCGACGCCCGCUCCAUGGAGGUGCCCAACCUGAAGCCCUACACCUACUACAGCCCCCUGAGGACGGCCAGUGAGACCAGCCGGUGGCUGCGCUGGAUGCCCCUCCUGGAGCAGGAGUACAACGGGAACCCCGACUCGGUGGGCUACAGGAUCCGGUACGCGCGCUGGGACGGGCGCGGGCAGCCGGCGGUGCACGUCGUCCACGACCGCGUGGAGCGGGAGUUCACCAUCGAGGACCUGGAGGAGUGGACCCAGUACCGGGUGCAGGUCCAAGCCUUCAACGCCAUCGGCUCGGGGCCCUGGAGCCACUCGGUGGUGGGACGCACCCGGGAGUCAGUGCCUUCUUCUGGCCCCAGCAACGUGUCAGCGCAGGCCACCUCCUCCAGCAGCAUGCUGGUCCGAUGGAGUGACAUCCCCGAGGCGGACUGCAACGGCCUCAUCCUGGGCUACAAGGUGAUGUACAAGGAGAAGGACUCGGAGGCACGUGUCCAGUUCUGGCUGGCAGAGGGCAAUGCCUCCCGCAGUGCCCAGCUGAGCGGGCUGGGCAAGUACACGCUGUAUGAGAUCCGUGUCCUGGCCUUCACCAGGAUUGGUGAUGGUGUCCCCAGCCGGCCCCCCGUCCUCGAGCGGACGCUGGACGACGUGCCUGGCCCCCCCGUGGGGAUCCUCUUCCCCGAAGUGAGGACGACCUCGGUGCGGCUCGUCUGGCAGCCCCCCGCAGCACCCAACGGCGUCAUCCUGGCGUACCAGGUCACCCACUGCCUCAACACCACCGCGGCCACUGCAGCCACCACGGAGGUGCUGGAGCCCAGUGCCCGCCAGUACACGGCUACUGGCCUCCAGCCGGAGGCUACCUACCUCUUCCGCAUCGCAGCCCAGACCCGCAAGGGCUGGGGCGAGGCGGCCGAAGCCCUGGUGGUCACCACGGAGAAGAGAGACCGCCCGCAGCCCCCCGGGAAGCCACUAGCCCAGCAGGAGGAGGUGCGAGCCCGCAGCGUGCUGCUCUCCUGGGAGCCGGGCAGCGACGGGCUCUCCCCCGUCCGAUACUACACGGUGCAGAGCCGGGAGUUGCCCGACGGCGAGUGGGCACUGCACUCCUCCUCCGUCAGCCGCAACGCCACCGCCUUCGUCGUGGACAGGCUGAAGCCCUUCACCUCCUACAAGUUCCGCGUGAAGGCAACGAAUGACAUCGGGGACAGCGAGUACAGCGAGGAGUCGGAGUCGCUCACCACCCUGCAGGCAGCCCCAGAAGAAGCCCCCACCAUCCUCUCCGUCACCCCCCACACCACCACCUCGGUGCUCAUCCGCUGGCAGCCCCCGGCCGAGGACAAGAUCAACGGGAUCCUGCUGGGUUUCCGUCUCCGGUACCGGGAGCUGGUGUCCGACAGCCUGCGCGGCUUCACCCUGCGCGGCAUCGGCCACCCCGGGGCCACCUGGGCCGAGCUCACCCCUGUCUACGCCGUGCACAACCUCAGCGAGGUGUCCCUCACCCAGUACGAGCUGGACAACCUGAGCAAGCACCGGCGCUACGAGAUCCGCAUGAGCGUGUACAACGCCGUGGGCGAGGGCCCCCCCAGCCCCCCCCAGGAGGUCUUUGUGGGUGAAGCGGUGCCCACGGGUGCCCCACAGAACGUGGCGGUGCAGGCGGCCACUGCCACCCAGCUGGAUGUCACCUGGGAACCGCCACCCGCCGAGAGCCAGAACGGGGACAUCCAGGGCUACAAGAUCCACUUCUGGGAAGCCCAGCGCCAGAACGAGAGCAUGAGGGUCAAGACGCUUUUCCUGCCCGAGGAUGGGGUGAAGCUGAAGAACCUGACGGGGUACACCUCGUACUGGGUCAGCGUCGCCGCCUUCAACGCGGCGGGAGACGGGCCCCGCAGCCCCCCUGUCAAGGGGCGGACGCAGCAGGCAGCCCCCAGCGCCCCCGGCUCCAUCCGAUUCAGUGAGCUGACCACCACGUCGGUGAACGUGUCCUGGGAGCCACCACCGCUGCCCAACGGCAUCCUCGAGGGCUACAGGCUGGUCUACGAGCCCUGCAUGCCCGUGGACGGCGUCAGUAAGAUCGUGACGGUGGACGUGAAGGGGAACAGCCCACUGUGGAUGAAGGUGAAGGACCUGGCUGAGGGUGUGACCUACCGGUUCCGGAUUCGGGCCAAAACCUUCGCCUACGGGCCAGAUGUUGAGGCAAACAUCACCACGGGGCCUGGGGAAGGUGCCCCCGGUCCCCCCGGCGAGCCCUUCAUCUCCCGCUAUGGCACGGCCAUCACCAUCCACUGGUCGAGUGGGGACCCCGGCCAAGGGCCCAUCACCAGAUACGUCAUCGAAGCCCGUCCUUCAGACGAGGGGCUUUGGGACAUCCUCAUCAAAGACAUCCCCAAGGAGGUGACCUCCUACACCUUCAGCAUGGACAUCCUCAAGCAGGGGGUCAGCUACGACUUCCGCGUCAUCGCUGUCAACGACUACGGCUAUGGCACCCCCAGCACACCGUCCCCCUCCGUGUCAGCCCAGAAAACCAACCCCUUCUACGAGGAGUGGUGGUUCCUGGUGGUCAUCGCCCUGGUGGGGCUCAUCUUCAUCCUCCUGCUCGUCUUUGUGCUCAUCAUCCGUGGGCAGAGCAAGAAGUACGCCAAGAAAUCAGACUCAGGGAACGGCUCCAAGGCGACCGCCCUGAGCCACGGGGAGAUGGUGAGCCUGGACGAGGGCAGCUUCCCCGCCCUGGAGCUCAACAACCGCCGCCUCUCCGUCAAGAACUCCUUCUGCCGGAAGAACGGCAUCUACACCCGGUCCCCACCGCGGCCCAGCCCUGGCAGCCUCCACUACUCGGAUGAGGAUGUGACCAAGUACAACGACCUGAUCCCCGCCGAGAGCAGCAGCCUGACGGAGAAGCCCUCCGAGGUCUCGGACUCCCAGGGCAGCGACAGCGAGUACGAGGUGGACCCUGGCCACCAGAAAGCCCACUCCUUCGUCAACCACUACAUCAGCGACCCCACUUACUACAACUCGUGGCGGAGGCAGCAGAAGGGCAUCUCCCGGGCACAGGCCUACAGCUACACCGAGAGCGACUCCGGGGAGCCCGACCACGCACCCCUCUCCAACAGCACCUCCACCCAGCAGGGCAGCCUCUUCCGCCCCAAAGCCAGCAGGACUCCCACCCCCCAGACACCCGGCAACCCCCCCAGUCAACCCGGUACCCUCUACCGCCCGCCCAGCAGCCUGGCCCCCGGCUCCAGAGCCCCCAUCGCUGGAUUUUCUUCUUUCGUUUGAUAUUUAAACAGAAACAAAAAAACAAACAGGAGGGGGAAAAAAAAGUAUAUAUUAAAAAAAAAAAAAAAAAAAAAAGGAAAGCCC
Molecule: messenger RNA, 7062 nt
Organism: Calidris pugnax (ruff)
Lineage: Eukaryota; Metazoa; Chordata; Aves; Charadriiformes; Scolopacidae
Gene: SDK2
Product: sidekick cell adhesion molecule 2
Exons: 48
Coding region: 1-6978 (2325 amino acids)
Molecular function (GO): protein binding
Source: RefSeq, a predicted model, not a curated record